Molecule: messenger RNA, 10563 nt
Organism: Ostrea edulis (European flat oyster)
Lineage: Eukaryota; Metazoa; Mollusca; Bivalvia; Ostreida; Ostreidae
Product: unconventional myosin-Va-like
Exons: 46
Coding region: 923-6787 (1954 amino acids)
Biological process (GO): actin filament organization; vesicle transport along actin filament
Cellular component (GO): cytoplasm; actin cytoskeleton; myosin complex
Molecular function (GO): microfilament motor activity; ATP binding; actin filament binding
Source: RefSeq, a predicted model, not a curated record
CUGCAGAUAUCAAGAGGGUCAUGCAAGUUGAACAGUCAGGACAAUCGUGUUAGAGGUCCAAUCAGGACAUUUGUGUUAGUGGUCCUCUUCCAGAUUUGUACUAGAUGGAUGCCUUGUUUAGGGAUGUCCUGAAAUAUUUAUUCAGAAUAAUUGGGGGGAAAUAGAAUCCUUUAAUGAUUGUAAGAUUGAGCUGUUCAUCAUGGCCCUAUUAAGGUCAGGUCCAGCAUGAAAGUGUGCAAUUUAAAUCUGUGAAUUGUUCUUUCUGAACUGUAACCAGGAUUUUUGUGGAGACAAAUGAAUUUUAAAAUGUUGGAUCCACUCCUUGUAAUUAAACGUUUUAUGUUUGGAGUAUCAGGGAGGCAGUGCUGUGAGUUUGUGAUUUUGACCUAAGAAUUAACUAAAACUGAUUGUCAUGUCUGUUUGCUUUGCAGAAGUGAGUGAAUGCAGUAGAUAUAGCUAGCUACUUGUCAAUUACAAAUUCUGUGAUCCACCAACUGAAUUGUUGAACAAAUAGACAUAUCUUCCUAUUAUUUAUUGUGUAAUACUUGUGAAAUCUUGGAUCCACCUCAGAGUUUGAAAAUUUGAAUGAACUUCACAGGAGUAUAUUUUCAUUCAAAUUGCUAAUUUCACAUCUGGAUGUGCUACUUGUGUAUAUAGAGUGAUGAUUCUGUGAUAUCUUAAGAGAUCAACAUUUCUUUAAUCAAUUGUAAAACUUAUCAGACAGAUGAAUGGAUAACAAAUAAUGAAAUGCUUAUCUCGAUUAGCGCGCUAACCGAGAACUGAGUCUUAGAUCCGCUCCUGUUGAUCCACCUUAUGUAAUAUUAGAUCCAUCCCCUGUUGAUCGUCCCACAUAACGUCUUGUAUACGCCCCUGUUGAUCGUCCCACAUGACGUCUUGUAUACGCUCCUGUUGAUCGUCCCACAUGGUUAAAUCAACAUCAAACAUGUCUGACAUUUAUUGCCGAUUUCAAUUUCAGACGUUUUUGAAGGAUUCAGAAAUUAGUCAGGUCUACGUGAAGGGAGCUCGAAUAUGGAUCCCAGACUCGGAGAAGGUGUGGGUCGGGGCGGAACUGCUGGAGAAUUACACUGGACAGAAAAGUGUGAAGAUACAAAUAGAGGACAAUGGUCAGGAACGGAAUUUUGAAAUUAAGGAUAAAAAUCGACUGCCGCACCUAAGGAAUCCGGAGAUUCUGAUUGGAGAAAAUGACCUGACAUCACUCAGCUACCUCAACGAACCAGAGGUUCUGUACAAUCUACGAGUGCGGUUUCUGGAGAGGAACUGUAUCUACACAUACUGCGGGAUUGUUCUGGUGGCCAUUAAUCCAUAUCAACAGCUACCGAUCUAUGGCAAUGAGCUCAUUCAGAUGUACAGCGGGCAGGACAUGGGCACGAUGGACCCACACAUCUUCGCUGUGGCGGAAGAGGCAUUCAAACUCAUGUCUAGAUUUGAUAAGAACCAGUCAAUCAUCGUGUCUGGAGAGUCCGGGGCUGGGAAGACUGUGUCAGCAAAGUAUGCCAUGCGGUAUUUUGCAAUGGUUGGUGGUUCCCAGACAGAAACCCAAGUGGAACAGAAAGUGCUAGCCUCUAACCCCAUCAUGGAGGCUAUAGGAAACGCCAAGACGACUAGGAAUGACAACAGCAGUCGCUUUGGAAAAUACAUCGAGAUUUCUUUCAACAAAAAGAACGAGAUUAUUGGAGCCCACAUGAGAACAUACCUUUUGGAAAAAUCCAGGGUUGUGUUUCAAGCCUCUGAGGAAAGAAACUACCACAUUUUUUAUCAACUCUGUGCAUCCAGGGAUCUCCCAGAAUAUAAGAAAUUCUGUCUGUUGUCACCUGAUGAUUUUUUCUACACAAGUCACGGUCAGGCUCCGGAAAUCGAUGGCGUGGACGACGCUGAAGACCUGAUAUCUGCCAGGGAAGCACUAACAAUGUUGGGGAUCUCGGAGAAAAACCAGAUGAUGAUUUUCCAGAUUCAGUCAGCUGUCUUACACUUUGGUAACGUAAAAUUACGUGAGGCUGAUGGGGAAUCAUCUGAAAUCAAGAAAGAUGAUAAACAUUUAACCAUUAUGUGUAAACUACUCGGCAUCGAGGAAUCUCAAAUGAGGAUGUGGUUAUGUCAUAAGAAGAUUGUCACUGUCGGCGAAGUGUUAACCAAACCAUUAACAUUAACUCAGGCUUCGUUUGCCCAGGAUGCUUUAGCAAAACACAUAUACGCACAGACGUUUGAUUGGAUCGUGGAAAAAGUCAACCGAGCGUUACACAGCACGACAAAAUCCACCAAAUUUAUAGGUGUACUAGAUAUAUAUGGGUUUGAAACUUUUGAGAUCAACAGUUUUGAGCAGUUUUGUAUCAACUACGCUAAUGAGAAACUGCAGCAGAUAUUUAAUAUGCACGUCUUUAAGCUGGAACAAGAGGAAUAUGUAAGGGAGGCCAUAGAGUGGUCCUUUAUAGAUUUUUAUGACAACCAGCCCUGCAUUGAUCUGAUCGAGAGCAAACUAGGAAUCUUAGAUCUUCUUGAUGAAGAAUGUAAGAUGCCGAAGGGCUCAGAUGAGAACUGGUGUCAGAAACUCUACGACAAACAUCUAGGCAAAGCCAAGCACUUUGAGAAACCUCGAAUGUCGAGAUCGGCCUUCAUCAUCAAUCACUUCGCAGACCGCGUAGAAUACCAGGCUGAUGGGUUUCUGGAGAAAAAUCGUGACACGGUGCUAGAGGAACACCUCAACAUUCUCAGGGCCAGCGAGUUUGAGCUGGUGGCUGAGUUGUUUGAAGAGAAGGUGGAUCCCAAUGAGAAGAAAUCACGAGCGGGGUCUGCCACGACCCACGCCAUGAGACAGGGCCCUAAGGGAGGGGGUCGUUCCAACAAAAAGACUGUGGGGUCACAGCAAGUUCAGAAGGCUACAGUCGGAGAUCAGUUCAGGGAUUCUCUCCACAAGUUGAUGCAGACACUGAAUGCUACCACCCCUCACUACAUCCGCUGUAUCAAACCCAACGAUGAGAAAGAGGCCUUUGUGUUUGAACCGAAUCGUGCGGUGGAACAGUUGCGGGCGUGCGGUGUGUUAGAAACCAUCAGGAUCAGUGCUGCUGGAUAUCCGUCCAGGUGGACUUAUCCUGAGUUCUUCCAGAGAUACCGUGUCCUUGCCCGCUCCAAGGACAUCAACAGAAGUAACACGAAGAAGACAUGUGAAAAUGUCCUUACCAAAGUGAUUCAGGAUCCAGAGAAAUAUAGAUUUGGGAAAACCAAAAUAUUUUUCCGUGCUGGUCAAGUAGCUUACCUAGAGAAGUUACGCUCCGAUAAGCUGAAGGCCUGCGGAAUCAUGAUUCAGAAACACGUCAAGGGCUGGUUGGCACGGCGACGGUAUCAACGGAUCACCAAGUCUAUCAUGUUACUCCAGAAAUAUGGGCGGGGCCUGCUGGCCAGGAGACAUGCCAAAUUUUUGCGAGAGACUUUUGCUGCCACCAGGAUCCAGAAACGGUGGAGAGGCCACACAGCACGUGUUCGCUAUCUCAAAAUCAGAGGUGCAGCCGUCGUCAUACAGUCUGCCAUCCGAGGCCACUUCGGACGACUGCUGUUCAAGAAGGAAUUGCAUGAGCACCGAGCAAUCACGAUUCAGAAGUUGGUACGUUCUUGGCUGGCCAGGAAACGCUACAAGAAAGUAAUGCGUGGAAUCGUGUUGUUACAGAGUCACUUCAGGCGACGGAGAGCAAAGAGAGAGCUUAAAAAACUCAAGAUUGAAGCCAAGUCUGUGGAACACAUUAAGAAUGUCAACAAAGGCCUGGAGAACAAAAUCAUACAAUUACAACAGAAGCUGGAUGCCAAGAACAAGGAGGCCCUGGGUAUGAAGGAACAAGACGUAUACAUCCGACAGCUGAAGGGGGACAUGGAAAAACUAAGGACCUCUAAUGAGGAGGGGAAGAAGUCCUCAAACAAGGUCAGCGAACUCGUGCAGCAAAUCAAAGAUCUCCAGGAAGAACUCAGCAGAGAAAGGAAGGAGAAAGAGGUUCUCGUCACAGAGCGAGAUAAAACCAGGAAGGAACACACACAGGUGUUGAGUAAGCUGGCAGAGGAAAAAUGUAAACUAAAGGAAGAACUGGAUGAAGCGAACCUCAAGCUGCAACAGCAGGAGACAGAGACUGGAGAUGUGAUGAAAAAGAAACUGGAGGAAGCUAACAAACUCCUCCAGGCUGAGUUUGAGUCUGAGCGCAGCCAUCACCAGCGACUUGUUAAAGAGCAUGCUCGUCUUCAACAGAGACUAGAGAACCUACAGUCCGAAUUCCAAGUUCUGACAUCUCCCCAGGGACACAAACGAACUCCAUCUGACAUCAGCGCCAUCAGUCUGGAGUCGUACACCAGUUCUGUGUCACCAGAUGACAUCAAAUAUGAUGAGGAAGGACCUGAGGAAAAGGACCAGGGCUAUGGGACAAAGAAAAAGAAGAAAGCUCCUGCCCCACCUGUUCCCACGGCAACAGCCAUCGAGAAAGAGAUGAAGGAUGUUGAUAUUGGGCUGGUCCUCAAACUUCAGAACAAAGUGAAGGAGUUGGAACGACAGAGAACUGAGUUAGAGGAGAAAGUAGAAAGUUAUGAAGAAGAAACGCCACGGGGCAGCAGGGACUCCGCCGUCAUCCCCAACUCUGCUUUUGAUGCUCUGAAGCAACAGCUUGUUAAUGCUGACGAUGUCCAGCUCGUAAUCAAGCUUCAGAAACGCAUUGCUGAGCUUGAAAUGACAAAGUCCAAGCUUGCAGACGAACUCGAUGAAAGGGAUGAAGAAGAUGAGGAGAAAUCGGGAUUUAAAAUCACAACUCCCGAAUUCGCCUACAAUAAUCUCAAGAAUGGUGAUGUAAACAAAGAUUUAUCCAAUGAUAACAAAGAGGAGAUGCAGGAACUUCAGAAUGAGAAUGACAAGUUGAAGAGAGAAGUGAACAAAUUGAUGAAGUCUAUCUCAGAAAAUGUCAACUUUGAGAAAGGUGGCUCCAAUUCUCCAGCAGGCAAAGAGUUUAUGGAAUCAAAGGAAAUAGAAGAUCAAGUGAAGGUAUUUACAGACCAGUUUACUGCAAUGGCUGACGAGUUAGAUAGACGUCGGGAGGAAUGUCUUCAGCUGCGAGCCAUGCUAGCAGAGAAGAGCAUCACAACACAUGCAAUCGCUAAAGAGUCGUACGGAGGAAUGGACGACAUCGUUAACGAGGACAACGAACUGGCACUGGCCUACCGAACUCAGAAAGAACUCAACAGAUUAUUGGAGAACCAGCUACAGAAGACGGAGAAAGACAUGAAGAAGAAAGAGGACAAGCUAAAGAGAGAAAUCAAAGAACUGAAACAGGAGAACGAGGCAGCGCAGAAAACCAUCAGCCAGUACAACAGCAUCACUCGCAAUUUACAGCUGGGCCCGGAAGCGAAGAUCGAAGCAACGAUGCAGCACGAGAUAACACGUCUCACUUCAGAAAACCUGGAUCUUAGAGAGAAAGCUGACAAGCAGUCCGACCAGAUCAGAAAAAUGAAGAAAAUGCUGAAGGUGUACACCAAAAAACUCAAGGAUGGGGACGUGGCAGAGAUUGAGGCAGAAUUGGAAAGAGAAGACAAACAGAAGAAGUCCGAUGACAGCGUAGCAACAGUGAAACAUCUGGACCGAACGUACAUGGGAAUGUUAGAAUACCAAAAGGAAGACGAGGCGCAGCUCAUCAAAUGUCUGAUCAUGGAUUUGAAGCCAAAAGUUGCACAGGGACUACUGCCUGGGUUGCCAGCCUAUGUACUGUUUAUGUGUGUACGUCACACCGAUUACAUCAACGACGAUGAGAAAGUCCGAACACUCCUCACCAACACCAUUAAUGGCAUCAAGAAAUGUGUCAAGAAACACAACAAAGACUUGGAGCGUGUCAUUCUGUGGCUGGCAAACACGUGUCGACUUCUUCACACCCUGAAACAGUAUAGCGGGGAAAAGUCAUUCCAAUCUGAGAACACAUCACGGCAGAAUGAACACUGCCUGCGUAACUUUGAUUUGUCUGAGUAUAGACAGGUGUUCAGUGACCUUGCCGUGUGGAUUUACCAAACGAUGAUUAAACACAUGGAAGAGGCUCUACAGCCCAUGGUCGUUGCAGCAGUGCUGGAGCAUGAAGCGAUUGCCGGACUGACGGCGAGUAAACCAGCUGGAAUGAGGGGACGCAGCAGUAGCACCGCCACCGACGAAAACGUGCGAGAGCUGUCCCUCGACUCGCUGAUGAAAGUGUUGAACAAGUACAGCCAGAAUCUAUCCCAGCAUGCCGUGGAUCCAGAACUCAUCAAGCAAGUCUUCAGACAGCUUUAUUACUACAUCGGAUCCAAUGCCUUGAACAAUCUGCUGCUGAGGAAGGACAUGUGUAACUGGUCAAAAGGCAUGCAGAUCAGGUACAACUUGAGUCACCUAGAACAGUGGUUGAGAGACAACAAGCUGAACGAGUCUGGAGCCCAGUCCACACUGGAAACCAUUACUCAGGCCUCUCAGCUACUCCAGGCCCGCAAGUCUGACGCAGAUGUCGACAGCAUCUGCGAGAUGUGUUCCAAACUCACAACACCUCAGAUUGUAAAGAUCCUAAACCUGUACACCCCAGUCGACGAAUUCGAAGAAAGGGUUCCGAUCAGUUUCAUUCGCAAAAUUCAGGAGCGAUUAAAAACCACCAGAAAUGAUGAUGACAACACGCUAUUAAUAGACAUCAAGUAUUCCUUCCCAGUAACCUUUCCGUUCAACCCAUCGAGCCUCACUCUGGACACCGUGGAGAUUCCUGAGAGUCUACACUUGGAGUUCUUAACGCGUGUUUAAUAUUGACAUUUGUUUAGGAAUUAUUUUGUUUUUCUAUGUCUCCUGUAUACUUAGAACGUGUGUGAUAAUGACAGUCUUUCCUGUGUUACAAAGUUGUGCUUUUUUACUGACAUUUCAAGUUAUUCAAUUCUGUGAUUUUUUUAAAGAGUAUCUUCUGCUACAUAUCCUCUUUUUUUACACCUUAAAUGAGCUCUUAAGGUCAUGACCUGAAUUAGGUCAAGAGGUCAUGAACUUUAUUGUGAUACACCUUCAUUUCACCUUGGCAUUUCUUUGGGCAAUUUGAUUUUGUGAUGGUUGGUUUUGUUUUAUGUUUAACAUUCGUUUCACAAUUUCAUUUUUGUGAUAAUAAGUUUCGUUACACAUGUAUGUUUAAGUUUGGUUUCAAAAUGUUUCUUUAUCAACAGUUCUCUCCCCUGAAAGUAAAAUUGCACACAACACAUAUAGCAUGUUUAUUGACGAUAUUCCUCUGAGCACCUGAUCCCGCUUGGUGUUGUCUAGGGGUCUGUAUUAACCCCACUCUCGUUUUUUGUAAUCGUUGUAGGGUAUAAAAUUAAUCACUUCCAUUAUUUUCACUUUUUUUAACAUGUACAAUGCACCAAAGAAAACUGUUGUGGAUGAAGAAGUAUAAGACGUUUUUAAUACUAGGUGAAACUUAUCAAUUAUGUGUUAUUUAGCUGUGAACAUCAAACAUUUAAUAAUUAUGUGUUAUUUAGCUGUGAACAUCAAACAUUUAAUAACAGUGAUCCACUACCUUGUGAAUUCUCUAUCUCUCUCCAUCUAUCUAUUUAUCAGUCAGUAAGAACGGUACAUCAGUACAUUGUACUAAUUAAAACUACUAUGUAUGACUGAUGUCUUGAAUGCGAAUCAAAUUUUUUUUUUUCGUUUUAGAAGAUUUAGAUAAUUUCUGUCUACCACAAAAAAAUCAAUUAACUUCUAUGCCUAUAGUAGCGAAUUAAUUUCUCUUUGAUGACGUGUUAUCUUUCAGACUUUGAUGUUUGUUUUUUUUUUGUACAUAUCUUCAUUGUUAUUAUGUGCAGCAUUCCCAUUCAGUCUCUUUCACUUUCUACUUUCACUUUCAACCACUGAGCAGAUAACGAAACAUAUACAAUGAUUCAGAUCACUCACUCAGAUACCUGUAUGUUCAUUUCUUUAAAAACCUGUGUAUUCAGAUGCUUCACUUAACCCUAACCUUUACAUCGAUUAUAGAGGUCCUCGGUCUUUAUUUAUUAACAAGCUAUUGAUAACUACCUGUCUCUGCUAUCUUACAAUGAUGCAAGCUCGCUGCUAUGUAUGAGCUUGAAUCACUGGUCUAGAUGAUUUAUGUCUCAAUUAUCAAUCCUUAAUAUUUUGUAAACUCUCACCCCCACCCUGCACAAGGUUUAUAUUAAAGAAUGUAAGCAUAGAAACAUUUUGCCUGCGGUAGACCUAGGGUUUUUAUUAUAGACUGAUGUCGCACAUAUUUAUAUAUACAUACCUAGUUUUUGCGUUUUACAAGGUCGACAUUCAGAAUUAAUAUUUGUGUUACACAGGUCGACAUUCAGAAUUAAUAUUUGUGUUAUACAGGUCGACAUUCAGAAUUAAUAUUUGUGUUGUACAGGUCGACAUUCAGAAUUAAUAUUUGUGUUAUACAGGUCGACAUUCAGAAUUAAUAAUUGUGUUGUACAGGUCGACAUUUCCUUAUUUUCGUUCACUCAGAAUAUUUAUCAUCAGUUAACCUCUGGUAAAACUGUUGCAUUGUGGUACUUUUCGGUAGUUGUUGAUAAAACUGUUGCAUUGUGGUACUUUGCGGUAGUUGUUGAUAAAACUGUUGCAUUGUGGUACUUUGCGGUAGUUGUUGAUAAAACUGUUGCAUUAUGGUACUUUGCAGUAGUUGUUGAUAAAACUGUUGCAUUAUGGUACUGUGUGUUAUUUAUGUUAAUAUUACUGUUUAAUCAGGAGGUCAGGCAAUCAUCCCACCUACAGAGCGUCAGAUUACUUAACACAGUGGUAAUUUUAUUAUUUUACAUGUAUCUUGUCAAUAAAAGAUGUAACCUUUUAACCUCCAAAAACAGAAGAGUUCUAUUAAAAACUCUAGUGAACCUUUAAACAAAAGAGGCAAGACAGGGUCAUUGAUCUUCCAAGUUUCUCUUAAUUCUGAAAAAAAAUUUCAGAAUUGUAUUGACAUACACCAAAAGCAAUUCCAUACGAGCUCACCACCUAUGUCAAAUAUUGUCCUCGUUCAGAUACAGAUUGUUAUUGCAUGUUACACGUGUACAUUCUGUCGUUUGUAUUAGCAUGUUUGUGUAAGGUGAUAGGUUUAAAUUGUUUUAUUUACGAUAAGUCUUAUUUAUCUGUAUUGUUAAAAGUUUAUAAUGUGUAUAGAAGGAAACUGACUGUUAGAGUAUCAAUUGUGGAAAUGGGUCCGUCUGUCUGUCUGUAACACCUAGGUGUCAGGAAGGUGUAUUGAAUACCAUUUGAGUUUUAGCAGUGAAACUGCUCAUUAAGAGUCCCCAUGACGUUAGAAUUACAACUUUAGAUUUUGAGGUUCAAAGAUCAAUAGGUCACAUAUAGUAAGUAACUGUUUUGGAAGCAUCUUUAUCACAAAUGUUUUCAGUUUAAGUAAUUGAGAUACUAGGCCACCUUUACUGACUUUAAUUAAAGAGUCCCCAUCAUAAAGGUCAAGGUCCACUGGUCACUUGAUUAUUUAUCUUUGAUUUUUGAACUUCAGCAAUGAAGCCCUGCCUGUUGAAAACUCUCCCUCAAUCAAAGCACAAAUCCAAUAGGGACAACUUUAAACAAGGGAGUUAAUCCAAUAGAUUAUGAUUUUAUUGGGUGGUUGGAAAUCUGGGAUAAGUGUGUUGCACUGCUGGGGGGCAUUUUGUUUUACAUGUGUGCUAUUUCAAGUCUUCAGUCUCUGGUUCACUUUUUGACCUUUUCUUCAUAUCAAUGGUGCUGUUGUAAUUCUGAGGAUUUCAUAGAAUCACGGAUCAAGUCAUGGUUUUUUUUUUUUAGAUAGACAUGAACUCUUACGGAUAUUAGUUUGUCAGAGAGAAAUAGAUCAGUAUAUGAAAGAAUGAGAGAAAAAACAUUCCAGUUCAGAGUGAUAUAGACAUUCCAAAAUCAGGUACCUCAAUAUUAAAGUUUCCAGCUGAAUUUUAAUUUUUUAACUUGCUGAGUUUUCAAUGGAAGUGGAUGUAAUUUUGGGGAUUUCUUGACAAAUUCCUGAAUUGUUGAACACAGACUUCAUACCAAACACCAGUGGUUCCUUACAAAAAUUCGUAGAGUUAGUUGUUUAGUUUAGUCGUGCACGAUAAACAACUUGUUUUAAACUUUCAUAUCAUUAAUUUAUUUCUCCAUCUUUUUUUUUUUUUUUUUUACAUAUGAUAAGAUUUACUAGGUCUAGUGGAACAAUAUGCAUUUUUCUGCUGAAGAGUAAAUUUUAGUAAAUUUCUUUUGCUGAUUAAAAUAAGAUUCUCGUUUAAGGUAGAUAUUGAAAUCAACACUGACAGUGGUCAUGUGACCUGUGAAAUCAACACUGACAGUGGUCAUGUGACCUGUGAAAUCAACACUGACUGGUCAUGUGACCUGUGAAAGUUAUUGUCACUACAGUGAUGAGAGAUGCAUUACUAAAUCUGAAUGUUUUGUGUAUGACACUAGUGGACUACAUUGUAUAGGAAUUUCUAUAUGACUGUUUAUUGUUUAUUUACAAACCACAUGCGCAGGUGAAAAAAUGCUUUGCAUGAUGCAGUCUUUGCUAAACAAAUAGCGGUUUACAUUAAAAACAAAUUGAAACACUC